CUGGUCUUUGCUUUCACCUUUCUGUACAGUACCGUACCUGUUGACCCCUUGUUAUUAACGCACACGCCCGCUUUUCUUUUGCCCCUUCCGGCACGAGGAAAAGUUCUGUUUUCCACUCUCAACAUACUGGUGUUCUACAACGCUAGCCCUUAUCCUGCCUUUGUUCCCCCUCGCGCCUCCUCUUUUCUCUUUUCCUUUUUUUCCUUUUUUUUUUUUUUGUUCUGUCAUCCACCCACGUUCAUUUGGCCUACGCUGCCGCUUGCGAUCAAAGAUUUGAUCACGCUUCACUAUCCUUCGUCAAAACAAGUUUUCAAAGAACCUUUGUUCUGUUCCCUUCAUUUUGCUGGCAGCAAGGUCGCGCAGUAAACUUCAAGAACGGCGCAUUCACGUUAAACGCGGUUUAGCAUCAAGCUAUACUGACUACCGUUCUGCUUCUACUACCGACAUUUUACUCAUCAGAGUAUACCAUUCACGGCACUUGUGCAUUACACACAUCUACAUUCAAUCAAAUUCUUUAUGACACAAUCCUUUUAAAGUGAUUCUUUCGGCUCAUACACCAGUUUGUUUCCACACCCAUAUCGGAACCACUACGACUUUUUCCCGAGCUCGUUCGACAGCGCACAAAUCAGCAGAAAUUCCAUCUUUUAAGGACUGCAUACGGAGAAUCUGAUCAACAAACAACACCCCAAGAGAACUACUACCCUCAACCGCCGCCAUGAGGUCUUCGACCUACUUGUCGGCCAUGGCCGCCAUGAUGGCCACUGGAGCCAUUGCGAAGUCGGAGCUUACCUGGAGUCAUGUCAUGUUUGGUGACAUUCCUGUCAUGCUUGAAAGUCGUGUCGACCCCAUCGUCAACCCUGGCGUGCCUUCUAUGCAUGUGCACAGCAUAAGCGGGCCGAACAACUUCAACAUGAACUCGACUGGCGAGUCCCUGUCUAAGGCAAAGUGCACAUCGGCAGACGUCAAGGGUGAUAUGAGCGCAUACUGGAUGCCAAAGGUCUAUUUCCAUGACGAGGCGGCCGGACACUACGAGCCCGUUGAUGUCUUUUACAUGAAGGCAUACUACCACUUCAGACCUACCGAUGACCAGAUCAAGGCCUUCCCGCUGGGUCUCCAGAUGGUUUCUGGCGACGCUUCGCUGCGGGAGGCCCCCAAGAACAAGGGCAAAGUGGGCUGGUAUGUCGAAAACGGCGUCGAGCCUCAGCCUGCCUCGUUCAGUUGCCCACGCUCGCAACAGUCCAUAGCCUCUUCCCGGUACGCCUGGCCGCAGGAUUCCGAUGGAAGCAAAGCUGGUUUCAUUGGCCCGGACCCGAACAACCUUGAGAAGGGUGUUGGCUUCCCUUUCGCCGAUUGCGACGGCUCCAACUCUCCUCUUCGUGCCGAUCUCCACUUCCCAUCCUGCUACGAUCCGAGCAAGGGCUUGACCAACUGGAAAGAGAACAUGAAGUGGCCCAUCAUGGACUUCACGACCUGGAGGGAAAACUGUCCUAAGGGUACUAUUCACGUCCCACAGCUCUUCCUUGAAGUCUACUGGGACACGAAGAAGUUCCGCAACCGCUGGACGCCCAAUUCUGGGAAACAACCCUUUGUGCUGUCUAAUGGUGACCGCACUGGAUUCUCUCUGCACGGCGACUUCAUUGCGGGUUGGGAUGAGAAGAUCCUCCAGCAGAUGAUUGACGGCUGCAACGCCCAGCACGCUGGUCUCAAAACAUGCCCCGGUGCUCAGGAGAACAAGCAGAAGUGCAAGAUCGAUGAUGAUAAGCCCGUUAAGGAAGAGAUCCUAGGAAAACUCAAGCAGCUUCCUGGCGACAAUGGUCUCUUUGGCUGGGGAAUCACCGCCCCCAAGUCCACUGGUAACGACAGUCCCCUUCCAGACUACCAGGAGAAGCCGAAGCCGGCUUCGUCUUCGAGUACCGAACAGCCGAAGCCGGCUCCCACGGCCCAGCAAAAGGCUCCUGCCCAGGAGGUUCCGGCGCCACAAGUGACGUCGCCACCCGCCGAGGAGCCGCCGAAGGAGGUGGUCACCCCCAAAGUGAUACAGACUACUGACGCUGCCGGAAAAUCCACUCAGGUAACGGUGUGGGAAACAACAACAAAGUGGGUGACAAAGACGGUGUACGAGGGAAGCCCGUCGGCGACGGGAAGUCCUCAGGCAAAUCAAAACGCCGCUGGCUGGGUCGCCGCGGGCUGCUACCGCGAUACACGUGAUAGGGUCCUGCGCGGCGACCAGCGCCCGACUUUGGGCGCGAUGACAAACAGCAAAUGUGUUGACUACUGCGUCAGCAAGGGUUUCAACAUCGCCGGUACCCAGUAUGCUGGCGAGUGCUACUGCGGUAACGAGUUUGAGGGCACUGCGGAGAAGAUCGCAGACACUGACUGCAGCAUGGCCUGUCAGGGCGACGAGGCAGACAAGUGUGGUGGCGAUUGGGCGCUCACCGUAUUUGCCAAGGACACCACCGCUCUUCAGAAGAAGUCGGUGGACGUCAACAGCCACAACAAGAGACACUUGCACAACCACAUGCUUCACCACCGGAGCAACAAGGAACACUUCCACCCCCGCCGGAGAUAGACUUAGAGAGCGACAUGCGUAUACCCAACCCAACAGCACGUUCUGGAAUUUUUGUUUUUAUUUCGCUUCUUGAUACAUAACCCUUUUUAGCUCGGCGGCUUGGAGAAUAAAUCGGACAUAGACGACACUGGGAAAGUUGAUUCUUUGGGAGCCUACAAAGGAUGAGGCGCAUGGAACGGAUGGCGCAGAUUAUUUUUGCUUUGUUUUGUUCUGCAAUUUACUUUUUUCUUGAAUUUUAUCCUUACUCUUCAUGCUUUGUUGAUCCCCCCUGGAUCUUCUUUCCAUGUCAAUGUCAUCCUGAUGAUGACUGGCAUAUCCGCAGGCAGCGGAUAGGUCUUAUUUUUCACUUCUUUCUCGCCUCGGUGCGAUCUCUGGGGUUGUUUUUCACGUACCAGAUAUUCUUCUUGAACCUUGAACUUUGCUUACCUCCGGGGUGGGGGCGCUCACUUGGUUCACGCGCAAGUUUGUGACUUUGCGCGAGUGAGUACCGUGAUCAGGAAAAUAUCAACCGUUGCUCUCAGGCUGGUGGUUAUUUUCCGGAUUCCAUCUCUUCUUUUCUUUCAGUGGACGGGGUUUUCAACCUCGCUCAUACUUUUUUUGCUUUCUAUUCUUUUCUCUUUCGGCUUCAAGCCUUUUACAUACCAACGCUGUCUUGGAGUUUGGAAGGGGCAGCACGGCUUUUUGAAAUGACCAGUUAUGACGAUUUGCUUUUGUGAUCACAGUUGGUGGUAACGAAAAUAGGAGCGACUUUUUAGGACAUUUUUACGAGAAGAUAUCUGGACAUGAAUGAAAAAAAAAAAAAAAUCAAUCUUUUUUUCAAUUUUA
Molecule: messenger RNA, 3394 nt
Organism: Pyricularia grisea
Lineage: Eukaryota; Fungi; Ascomycota; Sordariomycetes; Magnaporthales; Pyriculariaceae
Exons: 3
Coding region: 716-2569 (617 amino acids)
Source: RefSeq, a predicted model, not a curated record